AUGAAGCGACAGAGAGAAGAUAGCGAGCAGAGGCUGAAGAAGAAGAAGAAGAAGAAGCAGAACAAGCAGAAGGCCGUGAAAAGGUGGCGCGUUGUACCAAGGACGCUGUGUAAGCAGGCAGACUUGACAGCCAGCGAGAGACGGCCAGCGAGACGGCCAGACAGCCAGACGGCAGCGGAGAAGAAGCAAAAAAAAGGAUACGAAGAUGUCUCGGAGUGGCUGGGCAGCUUGCUUGCUUGCUUGCUAGUCCUUGAUACAGACAGACAGACAGACAGACAGUUGGUGGACGAAGUGGUAUUUAUUUAUUUAUUUUUGAUUUAUCGUAACGCCGGCAGAGACAGCGAGCUCUUCGGUCUACCGACACAGACAGACAGACGCGGACCAGGAGCACCACCGCAGGCAGCAGCGAGGCCAGACAGACCGUCCUCCCGCCAUUAUUUGUAG
Trichophyton benhamiae CBS 112371 is the source of this 444-nucleotide messenger RNA. RefSeq lists its product as uncharacterized. Bases 1 to 444 code for a protein of 147 amino acids. NCBI's taxonomy places the organism in Eukaryota, Fungi, Ascomycota, Eurotiomycetes, Onygenales, Arthrodermataceae. The record is from RefSeq and is a predicted model, not a curated record. The transcript has 2 exons.